AUGAUGAUAAUAAUAACUGACGCCUGCCUGUUCGAACUUCGCAGCAUCCCGACCCGCUCCCCGGUUCCUGUCGUUGUCGACUUGGGUACGGCACCUUACGGCACCCAAGGCGUAGACGCAGCGGCGCUGCGACGUCCCGGAUCCUGGAUCCGGGUGGAGAAGCCUCGCCUCUUCAAAGAUGAGAGGAGAGCGGUCGUGCCACCCGUACUACUCAGGAGUCAGCUCGACAGUCCUGGCAUUCUC
Molecule: messenger RNA, 243 nt
Organism: Pleurotus ostreatus (oyster mushroom)
Lineage: Eukaryota; Fungi; Basidiomycota; Agaricomycetes; Agaricales; Pleurotaceae
Exons: 1
Source: RefSeq, a predicted model, not a curated record